AUGCAGAAUACGCCUACGAAUAGCCAAUCUACUCCACUCCCAACAAUCCGUAAAUGGAAAACACCCGAGCAAGUCUUAUCAGAUACUCAUACUAGAGGGUUCGAGCCAGUUCAAGUAUAUGUAACAACUAUUGAUGCUCGCAGUGUUGGGAAGCUUCUCAGACCUCUUGCAACCAGGUUUCCAUUGGAUUCAUCAUUGCACCAUUUGAAACGAGUCCGAAAAUUAGACCUACCAGCAAAGGAUACUGAAGCUGUGUCAAUGGAUGGGAAAGAACAACAGAAAAUACAAGUCAUUCUUGCACCAGUUGCCGAAGCUUGUAUUGAUUCACUCGAAUUGUUUUUAAAAGAGUUUGAAGUAGCGUUUGAUCCGAUUGAAGAGCAAAUGGUAUCAAAAUGGCCUGCCUAUACUCGAGCACAAUUCGAUGAUUGGAAACAGUAUUGGCCUAUGAGUUUCCAUAUUAGCAGAACUGAAAAUUUUGCUUCAUCAUUAGAUUUGUAUAUGCAGCGUGCAUCCAUCCAUAUGGCUCAUGCAUUCCGACUUCUCGACACAUGUUCAGAUCCAUCUGGUUCAUCUGUGGAUGCUAAAUGUCAUCAAGCAGCAGCAGUUAUGGUUGAUCCGAAAAAGAAUGCUGUGAUUGCUGUGGGUAUAGAUGGACGACAUGACCGUCAUCCCCUUGCACACGCAACAAUGGUAUGCAUUGAAGCUGUUGCUGUAGCCGAGCGUGCUCGUCGAGAAGCCUUGUCAGCUCGGUCUGUAUCCACUUUGAAGUCGAAUGAAUUUGAAUCCAAUCGUGUCAAGGACCCACUGCAGCACACAGUCAAACGGAAAUACGAUUCGGUAGAUGAAAAUAUGAAAUCGAAUGAAACCACUGUUGGUAAUGCAAUGAUGGAUACAGACGGGACUGCGAGUGGACGUGCAGAUUUGGAAGGAUAUCUUUGUUCUGGACUUGACAUGUAUUUAACACGAGAACCAUGUGCAAUGUGUGCAAUGGCAUUGGUUCAUUCACGAAUAGGACGGGUGUUUUAUGGUGAGCGACGAGAAUAUGGUGCACUUGGAUCAGCCUACAAACUUCACGUUCAUCCAUCCAUCAAUCACCACUAUCAAGUAUUUCGAGAUUUUGAGCCAGUCAAGGAAGAAUAA
This is a messenger RNA of Batrachochytrium dendrobatidis JAM81, 1140 nucleotides long. RefSeq lists its product as uncharacterized. The record is from RefSeq and is a predicted model, not a curated record. Gene Ontology annotation, cellular component: cytoplasm; nucleus. Gene Ontology annotation, biological process: tRNA wobble adenosine to inosine editing. Bases 1 to 1140 code for a protein of 379 amino acids. Gene Ontology annotation, molecular function: tRNA-specific adenosine-34 deaminase activity. The transcript has 3 exons. Lineage: Eukaryota; Fungi; Chytridiomycota; Chytridiomycetes; Rhizophydiales.